AUGAUAACAAGAAAAAGAAAAGUAAAACUAGAUAAUAAUAAUAAUAUAUCAUCUUAUAUAAAUAAUGAUGUUAAUAAGAAAAAAAAUAGCUAUAAAAAUAAUGAAGAGAAUCCUUAUUCAAAGAGGAAGAAGAAGAUAAAUGAAGAUGAGCAUCGAAAUAGUAGUACAUGUGAUGUAAAUUAUAAUAAAUGUUAUAAUGAUAAAAAUUAUUUUACCGAUGAAAAUAUUUCUGAUGAUGAACAGAACACUUGUGAUAAUGAUUCCGAAUUAUCUGAUCUUAAUGAUGAUGAUUAUGUUUAUGGAAAAAGGAGUGAUGCUUCUUCAAGUUAUUAUAAGAAAAGAAAAAAAAAAAAAAAAAUAAUAAAACGAAAAAAUAAUAAUAAUAAUAAUAAAACAGAGAUAAAUAAAAAAGUGAAAAAAGAAAAAGAAAAAGAAAAACAAAGUAGUAAUGAAAAUUUUCCUAAAAAGAAGGAUGAGGAAAAACAACCAAGAAAAAAAAAAUUCCAAAAAAAAAAUACAAUUUUAGAAAAAAUGCAUAAUUUUAUUUAUCAAAAAAACGAAUAUUUUGAUUUAGACCUUUUCAAAUAUUUAAGCACAUUAACAGAAAGGGAUGAAGAAAAAAUGAAUGAACACUUUAGCUAUUUUGUUAUCUCCGAAUUUUUAAAUCUAAUGAGAUUAUGCAAAAGGGGAAAAGAAAAUAGAAACCAAGGUGAAGUGGAGAAGCAAAAUAUCGAUGAUAAUAUACAUAUCGAUGAUAAUAUACAUAUUGAUGAUAAUAUACAUAUUGAUGAUAAUAUACAUAUUGAUGAUAAUAUACAUAUUGAUGAACAUAUAGAUUGUCAAAACGUAAAAGACAAUAUGAUUAAUAUUAGUGAAAAUUCAGAAAUAAAAAAAGAAAAAGAAUCUGAUAUAUCUUGUACGGAAGUAUCCAAUUUCAUCUCUAAAAAAAUAUUUAACAUAAAAGAAAAUAUAGAUUUAAAAUGUAUAUUAAAUCAUGAUAAUACAAACUGGAGAAAUAUAUUUUUCCUUGAGGAUAUACAAAUUCAUUUAAAUAAUAAAAAGAUUAAAGUCUCUCCUUUUUCAAGUGAAAGAGUUGUCGAUAAUAUUAAGAAAAGCUAUUUAUUAAAAAAAAAAAAAAAAAAUAAUUUUCAUAUAAAACAAAAGGUAAAGGAGCAAAAUCAUGACUUUUAUAAUUAUUUAGAAAAAAUAAAAAUAUAUAUAAAUGGACAAAAAAAAAAUAGGCAAGAAGAAAUAAGAGAAGAAAGGCGGGGAAAUAAUAAUUUUGAUAUAGAAUGUAAUAUAAAUAGGAUUGAAGGAAAUAAUAUUUUACAUCCUGAUAUGAUAGUAUUUUUAUAUUUUUUAUUAAUUUGUAAUAGUUUAUCUAAUGAUAUAAAAGAAAAUACAAGUGAAGAAGAAAAUAAAAGUAUAACUAAAAAUAUAAAUGAAGAAGAAACAUUAAACAUAGAAAAUAUUUUGGAUAACUUAGAAGAAUAUUUAUCAAAAGAUUUAUCAUCAGAAAAUAUUUUUUUAAGUUUGUGUUGUCCUAUAAAUUAUAUGGACUUUAGUGAUAGUAUAAAUAUGGUAACAUAUUUAACUUUUUUUUUGAAUGAAAAAAAUGUCAUGGAUAAAAAUAUAUAUAAUAAAGACACUUACCCCAUAAAUCUAUCUUAUAAUAAUAAUAUUAAUAAUAAUAGUAUUUCUGGAGAGGAAGUUCUAUAUGAUGAUAAAAACAGAUUAGAAAAUAACAAUUAUAAUAAUAAUAAUAAUAAUAAUAAUAGUAUUUCUGGAGAGGAAGUUCUAUAUGAUGAUAAAAACACAUUAAAAAAUAAUAAUUACAAUAGGAGUAUUAUAAAAAAUGAUGUUACAAAUUUUAGGUACGAAAAUAAUGAUAAUAUAUAUAAUGAAAAAAUAGAAAACAAUAUUUAUAAUUUAAUAAACGAUAUGAUGAUGAAAUGUUCCGAGAUCUUUGAAGGGAAUAUUUUAAGCAUAAGUAUAUAUAGUUAUUUAAAUAGUGAUGCUUAUUAUAAUUCUGAUAAACCUGGACGAAAUUUUAUUGUUUUUUAUUUUUUAUCAAAAUAUUUGUGUAAACCGGUAUUCAUUGACAUAAUAGAACAUACUUAUAUGUGUAAAAAAAUGGAAUGGAUAAAAUUUGAUUCUCUGAAUGCAGGAAAAGGAAAAGGAAAAGGAAAAGAAUAUAUAUAUUUGUUAUUAUGUUUAUUAGGUAAUAAAAUAAAAAUUUUUGCAAUAUCGAAAUAUCAUUUUUUUGUUAAUAUUUAUAUGGCUUUGAAAAAUCAGAGAAAUAAAGAUAGCUCUAAUAAUAUAUAUUCAUUUAUAAAAAAUGAGAAAAGAAAGGAAAAAAAAAAUCAGAAAAAAACACAAACAAAAAGACAAAAAUUUAAAAAGAUAUUUACUUAUACAAGUAGUGAAUAUAUUAACGAUUUUUCAUAUACCAUUUGUAUUAAGGAUCAAAAAAGAUAUUUAAAAAUAGCUCUUUGUUUUAAUAACUUCAAAAUUAAAAUUAUAGAUAUUAUAUUAAAUAUUGUUAAUAAAGAGGAAAAUAAAAUUAACAGUUUUAUUGAAAAAAGUAAAACCAUCAAUAUUUCUCUACAGUAUGGAGAUAGAGAACAUUAUGAAAAUUUUUUAUUUUUUAAUAAAAAUCAAAAGAACAUAAAUCAGAAUAUGCAAUCUUUUGAAGGAAAUAUAAAUGAAAAUGAUGAACUUGUACAUAGGUACUCAUGGAAUAAGGAAAUGAAGAAAAAAGAAAAUUUCUUUCCAACAAGUUGGAGCAACCACAAUAAAAAUGAUGAUGUUAAUAAUCAUGAUGAUGCUAUUAAUUGUCAUAAUGUGGAUUGUAUAAAUGAUAGGAAUAAUAAUCUUUAUAUUUCCGAUAAAAGGAAAUUUCAUUUGGAAACACAUAGUAAUAUUAGAUCUGGUAUAAAAAAUAAUAUAUAUAAUAUAUCAAAUAAUAUUUGCUUAUCAAACAUUAAUAAAAUAAAUAUAAGAGAAGAAAUAAUAUACCUACAACAUGGUGUGUUAUCCCUAUGUUCAUUUUAUCCAUGUAUUAAUUCCUAUCUUUUAUGCUUAUGUUCAAAAGAUGGGAACAUCGUAAUAAUAGAUAUACGAAAUAGUAAGGAGCUGUUUUAUUUUAAAAGAAAAACAGAAACAUGUUCUCAUUUAAAGUGGUACAGAAAUAGUUGUAUUAGUUUCGGUCAAGAUAAAGGAUCUAUAAUUAAUCUUUUUCAAAAUAAAUAUAUUUUAAAUAUUGAUAAAUCCUUUUUUAAUACUGUUGAUAAUAGUUGUUUAAAUAGCGUUUUAAUUGGAGAUCAUAUGUAUUUAUUUCUAUAUGAUGAUAACACUAUAUUAAAGGGGAAAACAAAAGAAAAUUCUUCAAAAAAUAAAUAUAAUGAAUUUUUUUUAUGGAGUACAAAAUGUGUAGAUCUUGAGCCAAGUAUAUUAUUAGAAAUUAGUUGUAUGCAGAAAGAAGAUAUCUAUUCAGUUUCCAUGAUAUUAUUAUAUGAAUAUUUGAAAGGAUUACAAAAUGUGUUGAAUGAUGGUAUAAAAAUUGUAAGGUCAAAAAAGUGGGACCAACAAUGCACAGGAAAAAAUAGAGCACUAACACCAAAAAGCAUAUCAUAUGCUUCGUUUGAUGAAAAUUAUAUAAUAGCUUAUGGAACAUCAUGCGGAUUAAUACAUAUCUUUUCUCAAGAAAAAGAUGAAAAUAAUAAUGUGUAA
Molecule: messenger RNA, 3732 nt
Organism: Plasmodium falciparum 3D7
Lineage: Eukaryota; Apicomplexa; Aconoidasida; Haemosporida; Plasmodiidae
Source: RefSeq, a predicted model, not a curated record